GUUGAGACAUAUUGCAACUCAUCACAAGCGAUCGCAACAUAGCCUCUUCUAUCUAUACACCUCAGCCAUCCCAGCGCAAUCUGCAUUGCACGCGACCUCAUGAUUACAGUCAUAUUCGAGGACAAGUAGAAAUGAUUAUAUAUAAUUGACAAGAACUCGAGCACAAUGCUUAGAACUCAAAAGACUAGAUAACUGGGCGCUCGUCCAGUCUCACGCAGUUACUGAACUCGCUACAUAUCGACCCUUCAGUUGGUAUCUUUGCCUACGAUCAUGGUUCAAGGACUGGAGACAUUGGCUCCGGGAAUAUCACUCGAGCCCAGUUGUGUAGUCUUGCUCAGAUUCUUGUUUUACUUUGCGAGUUGCGAUAUUUUAAGUCCAAGAUGUUUUUGAUUUUCAGGAAUGGAUCGACUGAGUGCCACUUUGUGUUCACCGAUGACUUGUUGAGUAGUACUUGGUUUUGAGCUACAUUAGCUAACAGUGUUUGCAUAGGGCCGACCUGCACUGACAGACAAAACAUCAAUGUGUAGGAGCGCUUUUAUAGGUUUUGCUCUCACUCCAAACACAGGAGAAAUUUACGGUUCCCGUAGCUGUGUCACUACUAAUCAGUGUUUGACUAGCUGUUCUAACCUGUGCAGUUGACGAUUGCAGUUGCGGCGCGAUUGUUCUUCGUCCAGACGCCAAGGCCAUUUCCGGAUCUCGCGGGUGUCAUGGUUUAAGGUGUCAAUAUUCUACAGGCAACAAGAAUCCUUGACCCUGGCAACAUAUUCUCCUGGUUUUUGCCACCGACCGUUUCCAGACUGAUUUCCUACAAGGGAGACAAUCUCUCUCACCUCCCACAUGCCCGAGGUCAUAGCUCCAACUGUCUGAGUCCGCUGGCGCGUGAGCAUAUGUGCAUCACCUGGGCGCAUCUUCUCCGGAUACAAACAGUUAGAUUGCUGAUCGCCAACCUGGAUAUUUACAGCACAGAUGGCACCUUGUCGAGGAGUUAGCAGCAAUUCACUAUAAUUCUGUGAGAGAUUUCCUAUCUCUUUGCGCACUCUACGUCUUUCAUCGUCGCCAUUCUGUCAUUAAGGUCAUUUUUUGCCAGCUAUAAUAUUUCACCGUUGUUGGGAUAGCUCCAUUACACACAUCACAAAAUCGGAAGUUCAUCGUAACAUAUUUUCGCCCAAUCAGCUCGAACUCUUUGCGCAUUAGUCCUAGUACAGUAAGUUUCCUGGCACAGCCUUAAGCCAGCGCUCGGUAUUAUGGAGAGAGUGGAGCCAGCCGUCUUUCUUCCACCGGGACAUCUAUACCAGUGUCGAUGCUAAUUAGGAGCUUAUCUUUACGGCCUUUUCGCCUCCUAGGCCUAUAAAUCUGACUGAUUCUGUACGGGAUGCUACAAUAUGCAAAUGGUGUCUACGAAUCACGUCUUCUCUGCGUUUGCAUUCAUUGGAUUUUUUCUCUCUGGCAUCCUCCUGCCAUGGCACCUGAGAGUGAAGAGUCUUGGUACAUGCUUCUUCAUCGUAUGGACAGGUUUACUCUGCCUCAAUGGUUUCGUGAACUCGGUCGUGUGGGAUGACAACACCGUCGACUGGGCGCCUGUGUGGUGCGACAUUUCCUCUCGCUUAGAGGUAGCUGGUCGAAUUGCUAUACCAGCAACUUCGCUGAGUAUAAUUCGCCGCUUAUACUUCAUCAUAAGUAUCGAUGCUGUGACUGAGAAUGCUCAGAAUAAAUCCCAGAGAUGGCGUUUGAUGGCAGUGGAUAUUCUUCUUGUCCUAGGAAUUCCCCUUUUAUCUAUAGUGAUGGCGUACAUUAUUCAAUAUCAGCGUUUUUCUAUUUUUGAGGAACUGGGAUGCCACUAUUCUUUGUCGAACACCGUAAUUUCUUAUCCUCUAUAUGGGAUAUGGCCGGUGGUUAUUGGACUCGUUACUGCUGUAUACGCAGGCAUCGUUAUCCACGUAUUAAUCCGGAGCAAGACUCACGUCAAGGAGCUUCUGAAAAGUGACACUCCAGAUCUUCGUUACCGUCACAGUUGGCGUCUUGCUGCCAUCGUUUUUGCUGUGUUUCUUUGUUCAUUUCCCACCAGUGUCUGGUAUCUGGUCGAAGAUCUUACCCAGAGCACACCGAUACCUUGGCCAGGAUGGGCUGUUGCGCAUGCAUCUAUCUCUGUAAUCACGCAAUACUCCAAUGCAGAUUGGCAAGUUAGCAAUGCCGUAGCAAUAUACCAGUGGGAACGUUGGUGUUACGUGGUGUAUGCGCUCAUAUUUUUCAUGCUUUUUGGAUUCACGAAGGAGGUGAAGGAAAAAUACUGGUUCGCUAUUCGGUUUGACGAUGGGCACAUUUUACCUCACAAGCCUCUACUUCCCAUCGAUAGCGUUUGGAAACCAGAGCAGGUCCAUCUUCGCCCCAUCGUGGUUUAG
This is a messenger RNA of Serpula lacrymans var. lacrymans S7.9, 2399 nucleotides long. RefSeq lists its product as uncharacterized. Gene Ontology annotation, molecular function: mating-type alpha-factor pheromone receptor activity. Gene Ontology annotation, cellular component: membrane. The transcript is spliced from 9 exons. The record is from RefSeq and is a predicted model, not a curated record. NCBI's taxonomy places the organism in Eukaryota, Fungi, Basidiomycota, Agaricomycetes, Boletales, Serpulaceae. The coding region runs from base 1383 to 2399 and encodes 338 amino acids. Gene Ontology annotation, biological process: G protein-coupled receptor signaling pathway.